UUCGGUUCAGGCGGCUUCAAAAGGGUUCAUUGAAUUCAUAAUCGCGGCGUAGAGUCCGGGAACUGUGGUUCUUCGCUGGUAUAAAUGAAUUCCCGUUGGCAUUCUGCACCCAGUACCUCACUUUUUGUAGUGUAGCAAUGCAUGCCUGUAUCGCUUUUGCAUGCCGGGGAGCUCGGGACACGUCCAGUGGACGCUGCCUGUCUUAUUGGGUGCUUACUUAUCUUUUUUCUGUCCAGGAUUGAAAAUCGAGGGCAUCGACUUGCCGACGGAGUAUGCUGACUGCGACUUGGGUCCCGGACUGCAGCCGUCGCCGUGCGUGCCUGACGGGGAGGAAAGCAUCCCUGACUCGAAGGUCGCUGCAGGAUUAAAAGCCGAGAGCAUCGACUUGCCGACGGAGUUCUCAGACAGUGACUCGGGUUCUGGACAGUCGCCGUGCGUGCCUGACGGGGAGGAAAGCAUCCCUGACUCGAAGGCCGGUGCAGGCGUCGGCGCGGAGCAGGCCCAGCAGCUGCUCGUCGGCGAGGCCUUCUCCCUCGCAGGCAACGCGGUCCAGGAUGAGCAGGCCUCGAGCAAGGAGACGGGCAGGAAGGCGCGCCGCGGAUUCAACUGUGGGGAGUGCGGCCAGCGUUUCCGGACUGAGAGCGGAUUGCGGGACCACCUUGCAAGUCACACUGAGGGCGGACCUCACUCGUGCGGGGUGUGUGGCAAGGAGUUCUCCAAGAAUUGGCAUCUUGUGAGGCACUCGAGGAUCCACACCGGGGAAAAGCCUUACAAGUGUGACGUCUGCGGGAAGGCAUUCACUAAGUCAAAUCAUUUAGUGAAACACAAGAGGACCCACACUGGAGAGAAGCCCUACAAGUGUGACGUCUGCGGGAAGGCAAUUUCUGAUUUAUCUGAUUUAGUGAAACACAAAAGGACCCACACUGGGGAGGAGCCUUACAAGUGUAACUCGUGUGGAAAGAAGUUCUCGCAUUCAUCUGCUUUCGUGAGACACAAGAGGAUCCACACCGGGGAGAAGCCAUACAAGUGUGACGUCUGCGGGAAGGCAUUUUCUGAUUCAUCUGCUUUAGUGAAUCAUAAGAGGACCCACACCGGGGAGAAGCCCUUUAAAUGCAAGGUGUGCCUGAAAAGCUUUUCAGUUUCAUCGAAUUUAGCAGCGCACAAGAGGAUUCACGCUGGGCAGAAGCCGUAGGAAUGUGUUGUGUGAGGAAAGACCUUUUCUAUGUCAAAUAUCGCAAAGUCUCUCGAGGAGACCUACGGCAUAUGGACACUCACGCGUGUGAAACGGCCCCUUCUAUCUAUAGAUCUUUGAUUCAAGCACUCGGUGUGAAACUCCACUAUGUUAACCUGAUGUCCUCUUCUCUGUCGACCUUUUAUUUGCAGCAAUUAUUCCCGUACCGUAAAACUUAAUAGUGCCAGUAUCAGGACUACGUAUUGUUUAUGUUUGAGUUUGUUUUGCUUACUGUUUACAUUGAUUACAUGGAAUAUAUUUUCUUUUUAUUCUUUGAAAGUGCGCAAUUUGUCUCUCUGUGUCGAAACUUUGCCAACUAUAGAUGUUGAUUUUAGAAAUGAUUAUCUAGUGACAAUCGACGAGACAACAGUAAGACUGAUUACAAAUCUCGUGUUGAGUACCAUGUAGGUUGUAGCACCUUUUCCUAUCCUCCCUUGUCGAGAAAACAGCAAAUAGACCAUUAUUGAAUCCAAGGGUUUCUACCAUUAAUGUUGGCUAGAUAUGCCUUGCUUUCUUCCCUUAACUUGUGGUGAUCGGACUUAAAGUGGCAGCCGCCCCAAUCUUAAUUUUUUUUUUUUUUGCUUUUCACGAACGUGUUAUGCUGUAAGUGGAAUCCUUUUCUUUUUUAAUGUAC
Molecule: messenger RNA, 1865 nt
Organism: Thrips palmi
Lineage: Eukaryota; Metazoa; Arthropoda; Insecta; Thysanoptera; Thripidae
Product: putative zinc finger protein 876
Exons: 3
Coding region: 161-1192 (343 amino acids)
Biological process (GO): regulation of transcription by RNA polymerase II
Molecular function (GO): RNA polymerase II cis-regulatory region sequence-specific DNA binding; DNA-binding transcription factor activity, RNA polymerase II-specific
Source: RefSeq, a predicted model, not a curated record